GUGAUGUCAGCAGUCUCAGGAUGCAGCUGGAGAUUGUAUUGCAUUGUUUAUUAUUACUGAGCAUCACCCACGGCUGCGAGGAGUCUACACAAGCGAGCAUGCGUUUAUAAAGAUCACCAAACCUACCUAUACUGUCUCACCUAAAAUGCAAAGGUUUCUAGUAUUUCGGUUUUUACUAUUCUGCAUUCCAUUGCCCUGGAAGGAGCAGAGACUGGUGAACGCGGGACUCAGACAGUGAUAGCAGUGUGAGGGAGCACAUUAAGCGGAGGUUAAUUCAGUUUCUUGGUAAUGCGCCAGCACAACAUCCAACGAAACAUGUGCGUAAGUCUGGGGAUGAGAUGAGCUGAAAAUAGGAUGCCGCAUAUUGUAACUAGGGUGCUCUGAAAAGGGAUUUAUGUGCUAAGCUCUGUCUAUUUAGUUCCUACCACAAUGGACAAGUUAUCCCCUUCCAUGCGCAUAAGACUGUACAGCUUGCCCCAACACAUGGGACAAAAAGCCACAAUCAUGGGCGAGGAGGAAGACGGCAACAAGGACACCCGGAGGAAAAGCAUUAGGAUGAAGCCCUUGCCUUCCCCGUCCUCCGUGGGCAGUAAGGGGAUGGGGGAAAGCAAAGCCGGGAAUUCUGUGGUCAUGGAGACCGACGUCGGGAGGUCUGUCAAGGCAAGCUCCAACGGCGACUGUAGGCGAUUCAAAGGGAGUCUCUCGUCCAUCACCAGCCGGCACCAGCACGACUCGGCGGAAGAGAAGAGGCUCAUCUCAGAUGGGGAUGUCACUCCGUGCGAGGAGACUGACCCGGCAGGUGCAACGGGCUGCUCGGCGGAGGAGCAGGGCGCGCAGGGCAGCAGCGGCAUCUCCAAGGAGCAGCAGCCUGCUUCCUCGGACCAGCAAGCGGGCUUUGUAAAGUUGGAUGGGAUGGACCAAAUACUCCCGGACGACGCGCAAAGUUUGUACCAGGCGGGUUUCAUUCACAGGCAGUUGGGAUCAAUGCUCCAACCAGGAGUGAAUAAAUUCUCAUUAAGGAUGUUUGGGAGUCAGAAGGCGGUGGAAAGGGAGCAAGAGAGAGUAAAGUCCGCCGGCUUUUGGAUAAUUCACCCGUACAGUGACUUCAGGUUCUACUGGGAUCUGACCAUGCUUCUCCUGAUGGUGGGGAACCUGAUCAUCAUCCCGGUGGGCAUCACCUUCUUCAAAGACGAGCACACGCCGCCCUGGAUCGUCUUCAACGUGGUCUCGGACACCUUCUUCCUCAUCGACCUGGUGCUCAACUUCCGCACCGGCAUUGUGGUGGAGGACAACACGGAGAUCAUCCUGGAUCCACAGCGCAUCAAGGUGAAGUACCUGCGCAGCUGGUUCAUGGUGGAUUUCAUCUCCUCGAUUCCUGUGGAUUACAUCUUCCUCAUCGUGGAGACACGCAUUGACUCUGAUUUCUACAAGACCGCCCGGGCACUCCGCAUCGUCCGCUUCACCAAGAUACUCAGCCUACUGCGCCUGCUGCGGCUCUCUCGGCUCAUCCGCUACAUCCACCAGUGGGAAGAGAUCUUCCACAUGACCUAUGACCUGGCGAGUGCAAUGGUGCGGAUCGUGAACCUCAUCGGGAUGAUGCUGCUGCUGUGCCACUGGGAUGGCUGCCUGCAGUUCCUGGUUCCAAUGCUGCAGGACUUCCCGCAGGACUGCUGGGUCUCCAAGAACAAAAUGGUGAAUGACACGUGGGGCCAGCAGUACUCCUUCGCACUCUUCAAGGCAAUGAGUCACAUGCUGUGUAUUGGCUAUGGGCAGCAGGCCCCCAGCGGCAUGACGGACGUGUGGCUCACGAUGCUCAGCAUGAUCGUGGGCGCCACCUGUUACGCCAUGUUCAUCGGCCAUGCCACAGCGCUCAUCCAAUCCCUGGACUCCUCACGCCGCCAGUACCAGGAAAAGUACAAACAAGUGGAGCAGUACAUGUCCUUCCACAAGCUGCCCGCAGACAUGCGGCAGAAGAUUCACGAUUACUACGAGCACCGCUACCAGGGCAAGAUGUUCGACGAGGAGAGCAUCCUGGGAGAGCUGAGCGACCCGCUAAGAGAGGAGAUCAUCAACUUUAACUGUCGGAAGCUAGUGGCGUCGAUGCCUCUGUUUGCCAACGCGGACCCCAACUUCGUGACCUCCAUGCUGACCAAGCUGCACUUCGAGGUGUUCCAGCCCACAGACUACAUCGUGCGCGAGGGCACCGUGGGCAAGAAGAUGUACUUCAUCCAGCACGGCGUGGUCAGCAUCCUCACCCGGGGCAACAAGGAGACCAAGCUGUCCGACGGCUCCUACUUUGGGGAGAUCUGCUUGCUGACCCGGGGCCGGAGGACGGCCAGUGUCCGGGCCGACACGUACUGCCGGCUCUACUCGCUCUCCGUGGACAGCUUCAACGAGGUGCUGGAGGAGUACCCCAUGAUGAGAAGAGCCUUCGAGACCGUGGCCCUGGACCGGCUGGACCGCAUCGGAAAGGAGAACUCAAUUUUGCUUCACAAGGUCCAACAUGAUCUGAACUCCGGUGUCUUCAACUACCAGGAGAAGGAAAUCAUCCAGCAGAUCAUACAGCAUGACCGGGAGAUGACUCACUACGCACACCUUCUGCAGAACCCUACUCCUCCUGUCUCCACCCCGAUGCCGGUCAUCUGGGCUCCACUUAUCCAAGCGCCCUUGCAGGCUGCUGCCGCCACCACCUCAGUGGCCAUCGCCCUGACAGACCACCCCCGGCUGCAAGGAGCACUGUUACACCAGCCUGUGUCUGUGCUGGAGUCCUUGGGACAGCAGUCGCCUCGGAAAUUAAAGAGGUUUCACUCCUUGGUGGCCACCACUGAACCCUCUGCAGCCAGCUCUCCCUCCAGCACUCCAUCCCAGCUUCAGACACCAGGAGCGGACAGCUCUUUCCUGGCUUGCUUCCAGGCUCACCAGCCUCCAGGGGCCUCUGCUAGCUUGAGCCAGCUUAAUCAUCCCUCAGACUCUACCAGCUUGAGCCAGCUCCAUCACUCUUCCAUGGGUUCACCAUCCCCCCACCCCAGCAGUGAUGCCUCCAUAUUCACAUUCAACCAGUUCCUGCAGUCCACCUCUGGAUCCCCUCACUCAAGCCUGACUGGGCUUCAUCAGCUCUCCAGCAACACCCCACCUUCAGGAUUGGGGAUUGUCCAUCAGGGAGCUUCCGGUUCCCCUGCCGCCGCCAGGUCCAGCCCCUUACCCUCUAGCUCCCCUGGUUCCCUGCUUGACCAGCUCCAGCUGCCAUCCAGGCCUCCUCAGGUAGGAUCCCUCCAGCAAUUUGCUGGGGGAGGCAGAACUUCUUCAAGUGGUUUGAACUUGUUCCAGACUCCGUCCGGCUCACCCUCUUCCAGUCUGAGCCAGCUGACACAAGUAGGUCUGGAUUCUUCUUCUUCACUGCUGCAGCACUGCUUGGCAGGAAUGCACUCGGGGUCCAUAGCUCAGCUCCAGCAGGAGAGGUCAGCCCUUUCCUCCUUAGCGCAUGGCUCUGGCACCGCUUCCCCUUGCUACACGCCACUGGCCCCCAGCCCCACCAUGCAGAGCCCGUUAGUGGGGAGAACUUUCCAGUUCAGCGGCCCAUCUAGCAUAUCUGGUUCCCACAGCUCCCUGCUCAUGACACAGACCUCGAGCCCCACUCAACCCAUCAGCCAACCCAGAGGCACCCAGCCUUCCCGAGUGGGACGCUUCUCCCAGGACAUCAAGCUGAUCUCUGCGUCCCAGUCCUCUCUGCCGAAGGAGGGAGCUCAGACCAUGAGCCAGGGCUCCACACACUCCUCCAGGGAGUCCAUCUCCAGCUUCACCCCCUACUCCACACAUAGCCUCCUGGGCAAACCCUGUAGCUCCAUCCCUCGCCAAAUGACUCUUCCCAGGCAGACGUCCUCAGGAUCCAUACCUCAGACACACAUUACCAGGGCUUCCCCACCAAUCGCCGUUCCACCAAGGAAGGGUCCCACAGUGUUCCCAUCUGAACUGGAGCCAGUGCUGUCCAAAUUACCCUCCAAUUUGUGAGGUUUAUUCAAACUCUUCCUCACCUCCCCUUAAAAAAAAAGAAAACGUCCCAUGUGACUCAGUUUCCUAUAGACUUGACUGUGUUUUGUUUAUUUAUUUGUUUUCCUCCAGUAUAACUGUGAUUUGAAGUUAACCAGGUGACUUAGAACUCUAGUUUUGUUUAUUUUUUUUUCAGCUUGCGUUUAUAAACUAUUUUAUAAUUGGUGGUGUAAAGAUACAGUAUGGCAAAUAAUACAAAAUAAUAAUAAGAGGAAGAAAACUGUGAUACAAGGGUGUGUACAAGAGCUUAUAUUUGUAAUAAGACAAAGGUAGAGACAUUUCCUGAACCUAAUGAGUGAAUAGAGGUUGCCUACUGCAUAUGAAGUUUUGUUAGGGGGAAAUAAUGUACUAUACAUCGAAACCUGUGUGUGUAAAGGACACCUUAGCUAGAGGCACUAAACAUCCUUCCAAAAUGGAUUCCAAUUAAUAGUCUUCCGAUUACACUACCUGUCUCCGUGCUGUCCACUCCUCUCUCUCUCUCUCUCUCUCUCUCUCUCUCUCUGUCUAUAUUGUCGUUCGGUGAUAUCUGUGUUCAAGAAACCUCUAAGCUGCUGUCCCGAUUCACUCAGAGGUUGCAUUUGUGGAGAUAUGCACUACAGCCAGUACUGUGAGUCCUUGUGUCCAGGCUGGAGCGGUAUCUCUGCUGCUCUCAGUGUAAUCAGAUUGAUUUUAUUUCAAGUUUUAGAGUAUUUGUUUUAGUAAACCUUGCCUGUGUCAUAUAUCAUUAAGCAAUUAAGAGAUUGGGCAGUCUAGGCGAUGUGCAGUGACGUAUGGGACCUGCGGUUUAGUUCCAGCACAGGAUUUAUAUAAGAAAAACACAGCCGGGCAUUUCAUAAUUCUUACAUUGAAUGCAGUGUUGUUGGCUACGCUCAUUACAUUUUUGGUUCAAAGAGAACCAUACCUAUAUUUUUUUAAAUGAUAAUUAUAUGUUACCUACUUGCUUAUUGAAAAAAAUAUAUAAAUGUUAUGUUGAAAUCAUGCAAUCACAAGACCACUUUUCAAUGUGUUUAUAUGGAGAACACUAGAUUUCAAGAUAGGCAUGUGCCGAGUAACAAGUAUAAACAAGUAUCCAUAAUGAGUAAUGUCAUUUUUUUGACUAUGACUACCGCAAGAGUACACAGCUCAUAACUUACACUCUGUUUUUUUUACAGCACUUCCAUUUUUAGAACCUCUCACUUCCUGUCCACAUUAGGACUUAAAAAUGAUCAAGAUCACUGUCAAAUAAUGCUCUGAUCGCUCUCUGUGUGCCAUGGGUUUUAAGGCAGUUUCAGUUUAAGACCUCCACAUAUUCACAAUAAAAACAGUAAUUCAUGAUAAAAAACAAACUGUUAAAGCACACAAUUAUUAUUAUUAUUUUCAUAAGCUGACUUUCUUAGAUUUACAUCGAUUUCGACUUUUCAAUGUAAAAAAAGCAGUGGUGGCAUCACUCGGAAAAGGCAACGUGAUGUUCACGUCACUUUAAACCUUUGAUUUAGAUCAUGAGUUGGUUAAAAGUACAGUAUUGACACUCCAUAUACAUUGCCGUUUAGUUCCCUGAAUAUCAUGCAAUAAAAGCUGAUUUGGUCUAAAUGUUUUAACACUGUUGUGGAACCAUCAACGUUCUCGUCCAAAGGAGUUCAUAACAAAAUGUUGUAAAAAUGCAAUGAACAGGUGCCAGUACUUUUCUUAACUUUGUGAUAAAAUGAUAUUUUCAAAUAAACUGUUUUGCUACACAGGUGAUUCAUACUGACAAUCCCAUUCAUUCAUUAUUCAAUACACAUGGUGUACUUCAGCUAGCUGCGUAGUGCAUUUGAUUGUGUAUUGCAAUACAUAAAUAUCAUGAUUCACAGAUUUAACAAUGAAUUCAUGAUGUCCCCUCCAGUGAAGAAGCUCCAGUAGUGUGUGUGCUCAAGCUUUACUAAAUUCAGGUAACUUAGUAAAGCUUGGUAAGUUGGCCCAGGAACUCCGAUACCAGAGGCAUGUAGGAUUUUCAACUUCUCCACAUUGCUAAGAGCUGCAUCUCCUUCAACCCAGCACCAAUCAUACAGCACGCAUUCAAACAAAACCAUCUCCUUCAACCCAGCACCAUUCAUACAGCAUGCAUUCAAACAAAACCAUCUCCUUCAACCCAGCACCAUUCACACAGCAUGCAUUCAAACAAAACCAUCUCCUUCAACCCAGCACCAUUCACACAGCAUGCAUUCAAACAAAACCAUCUCCUUCAACCCAGCACCAUUCACACAGCAUGCAUUCAAACAAAACCAUCUCCUUCAACCCAGCACCAUUCACACAGCAUGCAUUCAAACAAAACCAUCUCCUUCAACCCAGCACCAUUCACACAGCAUGCAUUCAAACAAAACCAUCUCCUUCAACCCAGCACCAUUCACACAGCAUGCAUUCAAACAAAACCAUCUCCUUCAACCCAGCACCAUUCACACAGCAUGCAUUCAAACAAAACCAUCUCCUUCAACCCAGCACCAUUCACACAGCAUGCAUUCAAACAAAACCAUCUCCUUCAACCCAGCACCAUUCACACAGCAUGCAUUCAAACAAAACCAUCUCCUUCAACCCAGCACCAUUCACACAGCAUGCAUUCAAACAAAACCAUCUCCUUCAACCCAGCACCAUUCACACAGCAUGCAUUCAAACAAAACCAUCUCCUUCAACCCAGCACCAUUCAUACAGCAUGCAUUCAAACAAAACCAUCUCCUUCAACCCAGCACCAUUCACACAGCAUGCUACUGCUGUUUCUGCACUCAUGGAUAUUUCUCAUGUUUAAUAACGUCACUAGAAGACUUUACCUACAGGGCUUGAACAAGGUGGAAUUUCUGGAAUGAGGCCAAUAGAAAAAUGACCAAUACAACCCUUUCUUAGAAUCGCUAUGCUAAAUCUCUAACCCUGUUUCAGGGUGAAGACGUUACCAUCACAAACCCCCAGUGCACCCCUAGUGGUCAUUUUUACACUUGCCUUAUUCUACCUUGCUCAGGCUUAUUUCAUAAUUUAACUGUAGUCACAGUCACAAUGGUAACAGAUUCAUUUGAGCCAAGGCCACGUAGGUGAAUAAAAUAGCUUCCCAACUAUUGUCACACUAACUUCAACCUGGAGGUCAAAUCGAUAGCAAGUCAUUCUGCAUGCAGCGCAUCCUUUCGUUUGUGCAGAAGAAACAAUAUGUUAGCAUGAUUAAUGAAUCCAAUCUGUAGAAUGCUCUGUUUAUUAAUUAAUAAGCCUGUACAGCUGGAGGGCAGACCUCCCUUCCAUCUGAGUACAGAACGUCUGUAACACCCAGGCACUGGGAACACGCUGGUCCUUCAGAGAUCAUACACAUCUGACAGUACACAAGCAAACCUUUCAAAUGUGACCUUGGCCAUGCAAAUUGGAUGCAUCUGUUUGUUAUUAUAACUAUGUAUCUCGGGCUGGGUAAUUGGUAUGAUCACAGAUGAAAGAUGAGCCUGUUUCAAGGUGUUCUAUUUACCAGGGCAGUCUAUUGCUUUAAUUGUUCAUAUUCUACUCCUUUCUGCUAUAUUAAUAAAAUCAGAGGCAGUUAGAAAUGUUUUUUUGUACCUUUAACAUGCUCCUAGAAAUAUAUUUUAUUUAAAUUAUACUCAAAGGACGUUCAGGUCAUUGUUUGCAGUUCUAUUCAAAUUCACCUUGGUGGAAAUUCCGUUCUAGCAUUUCAUUAUGUUGUCCAAUUAUUGAUCAAGACAGUAUGAUGGAUCAUAUUAGAAAACAAAUCACCUGAUGGUGGUUCUCACACAGACACCCCGGAAGCUGAUGUAGCAAUAAGAGGUCCAUUAUCCACAUCUAUACCUAAAAGCAUGUUGGUUUGAAAAGAUCCACAACCCAAUAGUAGCAGCUAUGGACCUGGAACCAAACAAAUUAUUGAUGCAAGAGUUUACAGAAGAUGUUUAGGGAGUCUCUAUAAAACCCAAACAAGCUGGUUAACUUGUACAUUGUUGACUUUGGGCGGUUAUUUGAACCAUACCUCUUAUUCCCUAAUCCCUACAAACGUCUUCUCUUUCCUCUAAUAGCUUUGAGAAGCAAUACAGUCUAACAGUGAAAAUACUUUAUACUAUUUCCUUGGAAGUAGCCAGUAUUGAUUUUUCUAUUUUCCAUGUCCCAUUUUUCUAUGGUACAAUGGUGUCCGAUCGGUUUCAAGAAGGGGAAAUCGGGCCCACUCAUUGAAUCAUGGAAACAUCUAUUAAUUUUCUUAUUUUUAACAGGUUUUAAAUGCUUACAAAUCAAACAUCCAACCUUUAUUAGUGCAGCUGUUUAUAAAGGGGGCGGCUGUGUAUUUUGUCAGUGAAACGUUCAAAUACCAUACCAGCCAAUUCUCCUUGCCAGGUUUCAUAUAACCUAAUGAGCCAAACCUCAGCACUCAGAUAAUGGGAACGUUUAUUUCAAACCUUGGCGUGAAGACGGAACUGUUCACUGUAUUACAUGUAGAAGAAAACCAUGAGAAUAAACAUUUUGAAUCUCUUUCAAAUGUACACUGCUGCUGCCAGAUGUACAGCAUUUAAAGCAAAUUCGUGUUUAAAGGGUUGUGUUAUUGUUAUUUAUUCCGAGACGUACAAACUCAUGGACUACCUUAUUUUGAUUCAAUGAGUUUAAUAAAAAUAAAAGUUUUGUUAAAACUUCUUAUUCAGUGGCACCAACUUUAACCACAUUGCAUUUUCUUUAGAUAACCUUGCUUCUAAUUAAAAACUACUUUUGAAAACUGAAAUGUUACAUUUCAAUCCAAGCUAUUCACCACUGCCCUAUUGAAAGAGCCUAUGUGCAAUUGUGAUUAAGAGAGAUCCAAUUAGCUGUGAUAAGUACAUUUCAAUAAUUCUAUCAGUGUAAAACUGGCAGUGGCAUAGUCGAGCUACAACACUUGAUCCCCGCACCGCUUCAUGUAGGCCCCUAGGAGGCGCUACAGCUGCUGCUGAAUGAAGGGAGGUGUCUCUCUGCAAUGAAUACACCUGGUUGCUGUCAUUUUAGCGCAUGUAAAAAUUGAGUGAAUUAAAUCUGUCAUUGCUCUGGACCUGGUGCCACAUUCUCAUUCUCAACAUUGGAAAACGAAACUACUUACAUGACCAUGAAUUAAAACAAAGCAAAGCUGUAAUUAGAAGUGUUUGUAUAAUCUUUGACAAUAACUGUAUUUAGAGCUGGAGCCGCUUGAGAAGAACGUCCUUUUUAAAUGUGCCAUUUGAAAACUACUGUCUCAAUAUUUAGGUGGCUGACCUAUAUUGCCAGGAUGGUUACCAAAAAAUAUGAUCAUGAUAUACAGCUGUGGCCAAAUGUUUUGCGUCACCUCAUAGAAUUAACUAAUUCUGCUUCAUAAAAUUGAAUGAAACCUGCUGAAUAAUGUUAUGUUAACAUAUUGAAUUACACACCGCUUUGUAGUUUUCCAUAUACUUAACGAAAAACUGACAAAUUGAAAAAUGUGACAUUUCGAAAUCUAACAUGAAAUACUGUACUACUAUUAUGGGUUCCGGUCGACUUUUGCAAAAUCAUUUUGUAGUUUACUUGAUUACAUGAUGUUAAAUAAAAGAUCAAAAUUAUGUUCAUAUAAGUUUAUUUUUUAUUUUUUAAAUGAUGUCGCAAAUCCUAAAAUUGUAGCUUAUGCAAAACUUUUGGUCAUAGCUGUACAUAUAGCUGAGUAUAAACUAAUGGUACAGUUUGCAAAUUGUGAAAUAUAUAAUUUGGUAUGUGUCCAUUUCAUCAUUUUUUUUUUUAAAUAUAUUUUUGCAGUGUUCAAUCUAGAAUUGAAAAUAAUGUAGUCACUGUUUACUUAAGUGACAAGCAAUGUUCACUGAACUGUGUAUAAUUAUGGAAUAACUUUUUAAAAAUGUAUUACAAUUAAUGCUGUAUAAUCCUAUGAAGUUUAAGACAUUAAGGUACUGAAC
Molecule: messenger RNA, 9911 nt
Organism: Acipenser ruthenus (sterlet)
Lineage: Eukaryota; Metazoa; Chordata; Actinopteri; Acipenseriformes; Acipenseridae
Product: potassium/sodium hyperpolarization-activated cyclic nucleotide-gated channel 4
Exons: 8
Coding region: 430-4008 (1192 amino acids)
Biological process (GO): transmembrane transport; potassium ion transport
Cellular component (GO): membrane
Molecular function (GO): voltage-gated potassium channel activity
Source: RefSeq, a predicted model, not a curated record